Molecule: messenger RNA, 2408 nt
Organism: Salvia miltiorrhiza (redroot sage)
Lineage: Eukaryota; Viridiplantae; Streptophyta; Magnoliopsida; Lamiales; Lamiaceae
Product: serine/threonine/tyrosine-protein kinase HT1
Exons: 4
Coding region: 673-2160 (495 amino acids)
Biological process (GO): protein phosphorylation
Molecular function (GO): ATP binding; protein kinase activity
Source: RefSeq, a predicted model, not a curated record
GUAUGUGAAAAAGGAGACUUUGAUUCAUGUGGCGUUGAUAUUGCAUUUGUGUGUCAAAUAAUAUUCUAUAUGGACCUCGAGCUUGGGAAAAUCAUCGUGUUUUUUUCGGACAUGGGGUUUUUCAUCCGAAGCACAAUUUCCAGUUUUUCCUGAAUUUCAAGAAUAAUCAUAUUUUUUUUGAGAGAUAUACCCUUUUGGUUAGUCAAGAUCCUAUCUUUAUGUGUGUAUUUUUUUGUGAUUUGGGGGAUGUAUGUAAUUUUUAUUGCGGCAAUAAUUACUAUUGUUUGGUGGGGAAUGAGGCUUUGAAGGAAGGUGGAGUUUGACUUUAAAGCUGAAAGGGUUUUUGGUUCUGCUGUUUUGGGAAUUUUGUAGUCAUAUUUUAACGAGGUAUGGAACAGUUUCCGUAGUAUUGAUGGAUUCAAGAUUGAUAUUGUGAUUGUUUUGCUAGUGUCUUCAAGUUUCAAAGUGGGUACUUGAUUUCUAGAGGUGUUAGUUCUAUUAUAGAUUUCGAUAUCGAUUAGUUUUGAUGGUUGUUGAAGCUUGAUGGAGAUGGAGUUCGAUUCCUCUCUCUUCCUAGUUUGAUGGGGUUAGGGCUUUUUUCUGAUAUUUCGGAGGAAAAUCUUGAUUGAGAAGUAGAAAAUCGGUGAAUUAAGAUAGCAAAAGCUUGUAAGAAUGGAUGAAGAAGCUAGUUCUUGGAUUAGGAGAACAAAAUUCUCUCAUACUGUUUACAACCGUUUGGAUACUUCCAGAUUGACCUCUAUUUCUGUUGCACCUCUGCCAACUCGAGUUUCGAGUCUCAAAUCGAGACCCGAAUCCACUUCUAGUCUGCUGAAAGCAGGGCCGAAUGUUGUCCAAGUUCAGCAAAGCCUUGCCAAGAACAAGCAUCGGGCUGUGUCUCCCAGCCCGGAAGUGAAGCUCUCCGACACCUUUGAGGAAGCCCGGUCCAUCCAGAGGAGGUUCUCGACCCCACAUCCGCGGAGGAAAUAUCAAGAGAAGGGGAUUCAUGGGAAGUUGGUUCCUAGAGAUGCCCUAGAAGCUACUCGUACUCCGAAAAAUCUUGGGUCCAAGUCACCGAGUAAUACUAGUCCUCUUAGGCACUUUGCCUCCGUUAAGUUUCAUGAUAAGACCAAGAGUCAUAAAGAAUCAACGUGGACUAAGUAUUUUGAUCAUGGUGCUGGGAGGGUCACCUCUGUGGAAACUGCAGACGAGCAUACAGUUGAUCUCUCAAAGUUAUUUCUCGGCUUGAGAUUUGCUCAUGGGGCACACAGUCAGCUUUACCAUGGGAAUUAUAAGGACGAGGCUGUUGCAGUGAAAAUUAUCAGAGUUCCAGAUGAUGACGAAAAUGGAGCCCUUCGUGCUCGGUUGGAGAACCAGUUUAGCCGAGAGGUUACUCUCUUGGCUCGUCUCCACCAUCCGAAUGUAAUAAAGUUUGUAGGGGCAUGUCGAGAGGCACCAGUAUAUUGUGUCAUAACAGAGUAUUUGCCUGAGGGAUCGUUGAGAUCAUACUUGCAUAAGCUUGAGCAGAAAACUCUUCCGUUGCCAAAGUUAAUCUCCAUGGCUUUGGACAUUGCAAGAGGAAUGGAAUACAUCCACUCACAGCGAGUUAUUCAUAGGGAUCUCAAGCCAGAAAAUAUUCUCUUAACUGAAGAUUUUCACCUUAAAGUUGCUGAUUUCGGUAUUGCCUGCGAGGAGGCAUGCCGUGAUCUUCUGGCAGAUGACCCGGGUACUUACCGUUGGAUGGCUCCAGAGAUGAUCAAAAGGAAGCCCUAUGGGAGGAAAGUCGAUGUAUAUAGCUUCGGUCUAAUUCUAGCGGAGUUUGUGGCUGGGAAAAUCCCUUAUGAAGAUAUGACACCUAUACAAGCUGCUUUUGCUGUGGUGAAUAAGAACUUGAGGCCUUUUGUUCCGGUGGAUUGCCCACCUGCCAUGAAGGCUUUGAUUGAACAAUGUUGGUCUUCACAACCUGAUAAGAGGCCUGAGUUUUGGCAGAUUGUCAAGGUACUUGAAGAGUUUGAGUCUUCAUAUGCUCGUGAUGGAACCCUGAAUCUGGUACAAAACCCGACUUGCCAAGACCAUAAAAAGGGGUUGCUUCAUUGGAUUCAAAAACUCGGUCCUAUUCACCACACUUCUUCUUCGCCCAUGCCGAAACCUAAAUUUUCCUGAUUUUUUGGGUGAUCUGGCUUUUGUAGUGUUACUAGGUCCCGUUGUAAUUAGAAAAGGUCACAAUAAAUGUUGUUUUCUUCUACUUCAUUUUAUUUUUGAUAUUGUAAUUUACAUUUUAGCUGUAUCUGAAAUUUUAGAUCUAGGCCUGCACUUGUGCAAAUACUUUUCUGCAAGCUGAGUGCAUCCUGUGCAAUCAUUUGCUUUUAACUAUGGUUGCAUUUAUCAGUUGUUUUCUCUUUUAGACUAAA